AUGAGCAACUUCAACGUCAAAGACGAAGAGGCCAAAAAGCCAUCCAUGGAUGGCUUGGUCAAAAGCAUGUCCGUGUUGCUAAAGGACAAUGAAUGCGCUUUCAAUUUGGAAGAGCAAGAAAAUCAACAAAGCCCAGAUCAAAAACCACAGGACAAAAAAGACAGUGAGAUGAUAGACUGUUUAAUGCAAAAGCUAACCUCGAAAAAGUUCCUAGUCGAAAAGGAAACGAAGAACUCCUUCUACCUUGUAGAUAACGAAAAUAUGAAGAUAAAAAAGCUAAAGGAACAUGGCCAUUCGGCAUCCCUAAAUGAUGAUUUAAGCCCUCUACAGUAUGAAAGGAUAAAGUACCAACCUACCUUACCCAAGGCACUCGCAAGUGAGUACCAGGUGUUAGAAGAAAACCACGGGGAUGAUUUUAUUAAUAAAAAAGAUUAUGAGGAGGUGAAAAAAUUUUUAAAGAAUCUACAUAACCUGCCCAUUUUGAACGUGAAGGAAACGAAUAACCAUGAAUCUUUUAAAGGAGGAAAUGUAUUGAAAAUAGGAAUUAUUUUAUCUGGUGGUCCCGCACCAGGUGGGCAUAACGUCAUAUCGGGUAUCUAUGACUAUGCCAAAAGGUACAAUGAGCAAUCACAGGUUAUUGGUUUUUUAGGAGGAAUAGAUGGAUUGUAUAGCAAGAAUUACGUGACCAUUACAGAUUCUUUGAUGAAUCGAUUUCGUAACUUGGGAGGGUUCAACAUGCUGUGGUCAGGUCGAGGGAAGGUAAGGAAUAAGGAUGACUUGAUUUCCAUAGAAAAUAUCGUUGCAAAGUUGAAGAUAAAUGGGUUGGUAAUAAUUGGAGGGGAUGGAUCCAACAGUAACGCAGCAUUGAUAUCUGAGUACUUUGCAGAGAGGAAGAUUCCCAUCUCUAUUAUCGGUAUCCCCAAAACGAUUGAUGGGGAUUUAAAAAGUGAAGCAAUUGAAAUUAGCUUUGGAUUCGAUACAGCGACUAAGACCUAUUCAGAAGUGAUAGGAAAUCUAUGUACAGAUGUAAAGACAGGAAAUAAUGUAUACCACGUCGUGAGGGUGAUGGGAAGAUCAGCAUCGCAUGUAGUAUUGGAAUGUGCUCUGCAGACAAGACCUAAUAUAGUUCUCAUAGGGGAAGAAGUAGAGAAGGAAAAUUUAUCUCUAAAGGAUAUUGUUAGUAACAUUGUAAAUACAAUACUGAAAAGAAGAACACUAAAUAAAAACUAUGGAGUUAUUUUAAUUCCAGAGGGGUUAAUCGAAUUUGUUCCUGAAAUGAAAAUUUUAAUUGGAGAGUUGAAUGUCAUUUUGAAAGAAGGUCCAUUUGAUGCGAACAAAUUGAAACACUCUAGGGAGGUCUGGGAUUUCUUACCCAGUAUCAUUCAGGAUCAGCUAUUAAUGGAUAGGGAAUCUACUGGAUAUAUUCAAGUUGGAAAAAUAGCAACGGAGAGGUUAAUCAUUGUACUUGUAGAAUCUGAGCUAGCUAAAUUGAAGGACAAUAAUUUAAAUAUUCAGUUUAUGGCUCACUAUUUAGGAUACGAAGGAAGGUGUGCCAUUCCAUCAAAUUUUGACUGCAACUAUUGCUAUGCCCUUGGAUACAAUGCUGCUUUGCUAAUUGAUCAUAAGAAAACAGGAUACAUGUCCAUUAUCCAGAAUUUAGAAGAUUCCUAUGCCAACUGGAUUCCUGCAGCCAUUCCCUUUCUGCGUAUUAUGCAUGUGAAUAGAGACAACACAGGAAAGGAAUUUCCCGCUGUGAAGAGGUACCUCGUAGAUUUGAAUAGCCCACUUUUCAACGUAUUGAAAGAAGUACGCAAUUUGUGGUCCCUGUACGAUUUGUAUAGAUCUCCUGGGCCGAUUCAAUUUAAUGGCCAUUUGAGUAACUCCAGAUGCUACACGGUGAAGAUACCCACGAAGAACAUACUGCUAUGCCAGAAUUCGGACGACUUGCAGUUGAUUAUUAAUUUGGCUAAUAAGAAGAAUCAUGCUGGGGGAUAUAGCAACGGUGGUUCGGAUGAGGAGGAAGGGGACAACCAGAUGGAUCUGAGUGGCAUUUCCGUUAAUUCGCAGAGCAAAGGUAACGAACUUGGUGCAGUUACUGCGACACCUAAAGGGGUUCACGAAAAGAAUCUAUCGGAGGAUAUGAAACAAGUGGGAGAUGAUUCUGGAAUCGCCGCAGGCAAGACGAUUUUACCUGAUCUGGUAAGCGAAGAAAAUGGUAACGCAAGUAAUGUGGAAAACGGGUUAUACGAACAACACUGCUCCAGUUACAAAUCCCUAGGUUGCAUGUCGGAGUUGCAGACCUCCAGGCUGUACAACAAGUUGAUGUUGCCUGAACUAUGCACAGAUUUGAAGGCGAAAGUGAGGGCAGGAAAACAGUACAUAUCGAGUGACCCGUACACACAGAAGCAGAUCCUGUCUAACUACCCUCACAUGUCAUAUGAAAAUAAGUUUCAAAUACAAGAAAUUUUUCACGACAAAUAUGCCACUCCGAUAUCGUUUGAAAUAAAAAUAGGAAUUGUAUUUUUAUCUAGACAAGCACCAGGAGCUAUGAAUGUACUAUGUGGUCUCUAUCAGCGCCUCAAGUUGCUAAAAGGGGUAUGCAUUGCCUUUUACGGUUUGUAUGGUUUAUUAAAUAACAAAUAUAUCAUUAUAGAUGACGACAACAUAGCUAAGCACAUGAACCAAGGAGGGUUAGAAUUAACUGGAAAUUCACCGGAGCAUUCUUUAUUUGAUAAAGAGAGUCGAAAUAAGGUUUGUGAAACAGUUACCAAUUUGCAACUGAACGGUUUGGUGAUGCCUGGGUCAAAUGUCACCAUUACGGAAGCAGCACUCUUGGCGGAGUAUUUCCUGGAGAAGAAGAUCCCAACUUCUGUUGUGGGUAUUCCAUUAACAGGUUCUAACAAUUUGAUUCACGAGCUGAUAGAAACAUGUGUAGGUUUUGAUAGCAGUACGAAGGUGUAUGCCUCCCUCAUUGGAAAUGUCCUUACAGAUGCAGUCAGUAUGCCAAAGUAUUGGCACUUCAUUCGUCUUAUGGGAAGAUCCCCGUCACAUGAAGUGUUGGAAUGUGCUCUGCAGACACAUCCCAAUAUGGUAAUAAUAUCGGAAGAAUAUGGAGCAGCUGAUAAAACGCUUUGGAGAGUCGUCCAGGAUAUUGCAGAUGUUGUUUGUGCAAGAGCCGAAUUGGGAAAGAAUUACGGAACGGUAUUAAUUCCUGAUGCGCUGCUCAUGCAUCUUCCACAUAUGAAAAUUUUACUUAGCGAAAUAAGUGAUAUUCUAAACGAUGCAAAUGAAAAAGGGCAAUUGGUCCAGGCAAGGAAGGACUUGGUGAAUUUGUCGACAACGCAGAAUGGAACAGUGGGGGCAACAUCAGGAGCAGCGGCAGGGGAAGGACAACCACUGUCUGCUUCUCCAUGGGUGGAAAAAUUGACUCCAUGGAGUUUAGCCCUUCUGAAGACUUUCCCACAAUUUAUCAUUAAAGAAUUAUUGCAUGUAGAUCUUAGAUCCAUGAGAUUUGAAAAGUUAGAGACAGAGCAAUUGCUCCUACAAAUGGUGAAGGAAGAGCUCCAUCAGAGAAAACAAAAGGGAAAAUAUUCUGGAAGCUUCAUGGGAUUAACUCACUUCUUUGGCUACCAAGGUCGUUCAUCAUUGCCAUCUGAAUUUGAUUGUAAGUUGGCAUAUUCCUAUGGCCAUGCCGCUUCCAUUGUGAUUGAAAGUGGACUUACAGGAUAUAUCGUUUCGAUAAGGGGUCUGUGUGGAAAUAUAAAAGAUUGGAAAUUGUUUGCAAUCCCCUUUAUAUCUUUGAUGAAAAUUUUGCCUCGAGGACAGGACAGUAAAUAUUUGAAGAGCGCCUCGAAGGGAGAUCUCCCCGUCAUUCCUAGUGCCCCCGUUGACUUGAACGGCAAAGCGUAUAGAAGCUUAAAAAUUGCUUUGCAAAAAUGGCAGAUGGAAGAUAGGUUUUGUAAUCCUGGACCCAUCCAGUUUGAAGGAAAUGCGUCGAAUUAUUACAACCGCAUUUUGUUCGAAGAGCAGUCCGAGUACUUUGAGAUGCUACGCUAUGUGGAAUGCUACGCGAAUAUACUGAAGGACACCUGUCGUUUCGGUGUGUCAGCUGAUUAUCUAAAAAAUGUGUUUGUCCAACUAUGUGGCAUGCUUGUUCUGGCGUACAAGCCAAACGACAUUCUCUCCAACAUGCCCUACAUUGGAAGCAUCGAGGAUUACUACGAUUGGGAGAAUCAGCGCAAGCGGAUGGACUAG
Messenger RNA from Plasmodium knowlesi strain H, 4254 nucleotides. RefSeq names its product ATP-dependent 6-phosphofructokinase, putative. Gene Ontology annotation, biological process: glycolytic process; fructose 6-phosphate metabolic process; response to glucose. NCBI's taxonomy places the organism in Eukaryota, Apicomplexa, Aconoidasida, Haemosporida, Plasmodiidae. The record is from RefSeq and is a predicted model, not a curated record. The transcript has a single exon. Gene Ontology annotation, cellular component: cytosol; 6-phosphofructokinase complex. The coding region runs from base 1 to 4254 and encodes 1417 amino acids. Gene Ontology annotation, molecular function: diphosphate-fructose-6-phosphate 1-phosphotransferase activity; 6-phosphofructokinase activity; ATP binding.